AUGGAGCUCACCGGGGCAGGGGGGGCGAUGAGCAGCAAAAAAGGCCCGGGGAGCAGCCGUGGCAAAAAGAAGAAACAUAAGAAAGAAAAGGCGCCGCCCCCUCCGCCGGCAGAGAGCGGGAUCCCCGCGGGGCCACUUAGUCCUUCCUGCGCAGAUGACCCUGCCCGCCCGCCCUCCGUGCCCCCCCUGCCUCUUCCUGCUGCGGUUGGAAGCGGGCUCUUGGGAUCGGAUGACGAGGAGCAAGAGGACCCUCGAGAUUACUGCCGAGGUGGGUAUUAUCCAGUAAAGAUUGGGGAUCUCUUCAAUGGACGCUAUCAUGUGGUACGGAAACUUGGAUGGGGACACUUUUCGACUGUCUGGCUGUGUUGGGACAUUCAGCGGAAGCGCUUUGUGGCCCUCAAAGUGGUGAAAAGUGCUGUACAUUAUACAGAAACAGCUGUGGAUGAAAUCAAGCUACUGAAAUGUGUGCGAGAUUCUGAUCCUAAUGAUCCGAAACGGGAGAAUAUUGUCCAACUGAUUGACGAUUUCAAGAUCUCAGGGAUCAAUGGUGUCCAUGUUUGUAUGGUCCUUGAGGUUUUAGGGCACCAGCUGUUGAAGUGGAUUAUCAAAUCCAACUACCAAGGGCUUCCCAUACCUUGUGUCAAGAGCAUCUUAUGCCAGGUGCUGCAGGGCCUUGAUUACCUCCACACAAAGUGCAAAAUAAUCCAUACAGACAUCAAACCAGAGAAUAUCCUGCUGUGUGUAGACGAGUGUUACAUACGACGGCUGGCAGCUGAAGCCACUCUCUGGCAGCAGACUGGGGGUCCUCCUCCCUCUGGUUCUGCAGUCAGCUCUGCACCCCAGGAAAGCCUGAAUGGGAAGCUUUCAAAGAACAAGCGGAAGAAGUUGAAGAGGAAGCAGAAACGGCAGAGUCAGCUCCUGGCUGAACGACUUCGGGACCUUCAGCAGCUGGAGGAUCUGGCAGCUACAAAUGCAGGGACCAGCAAGUCCACAGAGACCACAGAAGGGCAUUGCAGUUGCCCCAUCUCAGUCUCUGGAGGGGGAGAGCCCUCGGGGGGAUCUCUGGCCUGCAGCCCCCAAAGCCUGACGUCAUCUUCUGGCUUCUACACACACAAUGCCUACGACAGCUGCAAUGGGCAUUCCCCACCUGGAACCGCCAGCCAUCAUGUCAGCCCUGACUCUGCCACCUCCGGCUUCUCAGGAUCGCUCUUCUCUAGUUCAGCCCUCUCGGGCGUUUCUAAUCAGCGGGAGCGCGGAGGGCUUCUCUCACCCAGCACUUUUGGCACUUCUGAAUUCUUGGUGAACCCUUUGGAACCCCAAAACGCAGACAAAAUCAGAGUGAAGAUUGCAGAUCUGGGCAACGCUUGUUGGGUGCACAAACAUUUUACAGAAGACAUUCAGACUCGUCAGUAUAGGGCUUUGGAGGUCCUGAUUGGUGCUGUCUACAGCACUCCAGCUGAUAUCUGGAGCACAGCGUGUAUGGCUUUUGAGCUGGCAACUGGAGACUAUCUCUUUGAGCCUCACUCUGGAGAAGAUUAUACAAGGGAUGAAGAUCAUAUUGCCCACAUUGUUGAGUUACUUGGCGAUAUUCCCCCCCACUUUGCUCUUUCGGGGCGGUACUCGCGUGAGUACUUCAACCGGCGAGGGGAACUACGUCACAUAAAGAACCUGAAGCACUGGGGACUAUACGAGGUCUUGGUGGAGAAAUAUGAGUGGCCUCUCGAACAAGCAGUCCAGUUCACGGACUUCCUAUUGCCCAUGAUGGAGUACAUCCCUGAAGACCGUGCUACAGCUGCCCAGUGCCUCGAGCACCCCUGGCUAAACUCUUAGGGACAAACCUUGCUCAAACAAACUGAUGAAUGAAAUAAGGGAGUUCUGGCCCCAGACGGGAGUU
Messenger RNA from Protobothrops mucrosquamatus (brown spotted pit viper), 1894 nucleotides. RefSeq names its product SRSF protein kinase 3 (gene SRPK3). Gene Ontology annotation, biological process: regulation of mRNA processing; protein phosphorylation; spliceosomal complex assembly. Gene Ontology annotation, molecular function: ATP binding; protein kinase activity. Bases 1 to 1830 code for a protein of 609 amino acids. Lineage: Eukaryota; Metazoa; Chordata; Lepidosauria; Squamata; Viperidae. The record is from RefSeq and is a predicted model, not a curated record. The transcript is spliced from 16 exons.